This is a messenger RNA of Mercenaria mercenaria, 5848 nucleotides long. RefSeq names its product protocadherin beta-14-like. Gene Ontology annotation, molecular function: calcium ion binding. Gene Ontology annotation, biological process: homophilic cell-cell adhesion. Lineage: Eukaryota; Metazoa; Mollusca; Bivalvia; Venerida; Veneridae. The record is from RefSeq and is a predicted model, not a curated record. The transcript has 4 exons. Bases 176 to 3817 code for a protein of 1213 amino acids. Gene Ontology annotation, cellular component: plasma membrane.
AAAAUGGAUUUUGUUUCGGGCAUGUAUAAAGAAAGCGAUAUAGCUUUCCGUUGCCGUACUUUUAUGCAUAAUUUAUAGUUUCCCCUGCGACAGAAAAAAGAUAGAAAACUGAAAUGAGAACAGUGUACUUGGACUUACCUGUUAUUGCCAGGCGUAUGCAUUCAUAGGAUUAAAAAUGGCAAUUUUGAUGAUUUGGACUGUAUCGUGGAUCCUGAUUGGUCAAGUAUUUACCCAAGAUGCAACAGUGUUUUACAAGAUCAGGGAAGAACUUGAUGUAGACAGUUACAUUGGCAGUAUUGGCCUUGACAGUAACCUUUUCACUAAUACAUCAACUGAUACAUAUAAUGAUUUAGAAUAUAGAAUUUCAAGUGAAAUGAGUAAGGGUGCAACUUAUUUUAAAAUCGACACAAAUGGUCUUUUGUUUAUUGACAAAAUAAUUGACAGAGAAAAGUUUGACGAUUGCGAUUUAGAGUGUUUCCUGGAGUUCAAUGUUGUUGUAUAUGAGUUGUCUGAACCAACCACUCUCAUACAAGUUCAAAUCGAAAUCGAAGAUUUAAAUGACAAUGCACCAGAAUUUUUGCCAAUAAAAAGUCCAGUUCGAGUGUUGGAGUCCUUGGAUGUUGGAUCAGUAAUAGUAACAGGAGCGGCCAUUGACUUAGAUCAAGGAAAAGAUAACUAUGUUAAAACUUACGUUUUAUUACCAGAUACUGAUAUAUUUAAUCUGACGGUAACUGACAACAUGGAUUUUGAAAUUCGACUUACAAAACCUUUAGACAGAGAAAUGGAGCCAUUUUAUCAAGUUGUGGUCUUGGCAAAAGAUGGUGGAGACAAACCACUAACAGGAACGGUUACGUUAGAUAUUGAAGUCACUGACGAUAAUGACAAUGCUCCAAUAUUUUCUGAACAACUUUACAAUAUAUCUGUGCAAGAAAAUACAGCAGCUAACACGGUGAUUCUUGAAUUAUCUGCAGUUGACAAAGAUGAAAACGAUUUUGGAAAAGUUUCAUACAAAUUCAGCAAUCGCGUUUCAAAGAAAAUAUCCGAGUUGUUUCAAGUAAAUGCUACAAGUGGGAAAAUAUCUACCAUUGGAACAAUAGAUUUUGAAACGGACGAAGAGUUUAAUUUCCAAGUUGUGGCAUAUGAUCACGGAAUUAAUUCAAAAUCAUCAACAGCAAGUGUCAUUAUCAAAGUAAUUGACAUCAAUGAUAAUUCACCGACUAUAAACUUAAAUUUGCCACCAGGUGGCGAUGUGUUAUCUGAAUACGCGGAAAUCGGAACGUUUGUGGCGCAUGUAGAAAUUAUGGACCAAGAUUCUGGAAAGAACGGGAAAGUAUUUUGCAAUGUGCUUGACAACUUUUUCAGACUUGAAACAAUGCAUAUUGCCAACAAUUACAAAAUCAUUUUGAAUAAGACAUUAGAUCAUGACACUAAAGCAUAUCAUAACGUUACGAUUCUUUGUCAGGAUCUUGGCAAUUUGCCAAGACAAACUUUUUCAAGUUUUAUCAUUCAUGUUGAGGAUAUGAAUGACAAUGCCCCACUUUUUACUGCAUCAGUCUAUGCUGUAUCGGUUGUUGAAAAUAACAAUAAAGAUGCUUCGAUCGUCAGAAUUUCGGCAACGGAUAAAGACAGUGGAUUAAAUGGACAGAUUUAUUAUUCGUUACAUGCUGAAUCUCAAGGACUGUUUGUAGUGAACUCUUUUACAGGUCUUAUUACUGCAAAUGUGAGUCUUGACCGAGAAACACAUGGAGAAGAAAGUAUUUUUCGAGUUUUUGCAAUAGAUAAAGGUAAACCUGCUCAGACGUCAACCGGAACUGUCGUUGUAAACAUUCUUGAUUUAAAUGACAAUGAUCCGAUCUUCAGAAAUGACCCAUUUAAAAUGAAUAUUCUUGAAAGUCAAAACAUAGGUUCAGCUGUUGGGAAUGUUUCUGCAAGAGAUCCCGAUGCAGGUUUAAAUGGAACGUUCUAUUUGAAAUUUCCAGAAGACCAGAAUGUUCUUGAAUUCUUCGAUUUUCAUGAGUCUGGAAUGAUUACAACAAAAAAGAUCCUUGAUCGGGAAUCAAUCGCUUUUCAUGAAUUUUAUGUUCAUGCAAUUGAUAUGGGUGGAAGAACAAGUUCCGCUUUGGUAAUUGUAUAUGUGACAGAUGAUAAUGAUAAUGUGCCAGAAAUUAUCUACCCGAAUGAAUAUGAUAACACCAUCAGCAUCCCUUUCUCCUUGCAGGAAAAUUCUGAAGUUAUUCAAAUAGUUGCUAGAGAUUAUGACAGCGAUGAAAAUGCUAAACUUUAUUAUUUCAUUGACGAGAACAAUGCAAGUUACACUUUUAAUAUAGAUAGUCAAUCUGGGAAAAUGUUUCUGAACAAGACUUUGCAUGAAAAGGAUAUUGGACAUACGUUAAGAUUUAAUAUACGUGUAAAAGAUGGCGGAAAUCCGUCUUUGGAGUCUUCAGUAGAAUUUUUUAUCAAAAUCAAAGAGGGACCAAAUAAUGAAACAUUAAAUGCUGGAAUGAGCUUGAAUUUGUGGAUUGUAGUUGGGAUUGUAAUAUUUACCGCUAUCGUUUCUGUACUAAUGAUCAUCGUUAUUGUUAAAAUCUGCUUGUGCAACCGACUUAAGGCAACAUCUGGAAGUACGUCAGACAUAAUCAUGGAAUCAAAAGAAGUUGACCCGAGAUUGAUAGAUUCGUCAUCGUCUGCUUCAACAUCCUCUAAAGAUUCCAACGGCAAUGAGAAAAUCAAAGAUGACAGUCUACAAAUCCAAGAUGGCUACCAGAAGGGUUACUUCAAUAGUCUAGAUGAGACUGGUUACCUUUCAAACUCUAGUUUGGCUUCUGUUGAUAAUCAGCUAUAUAUAGAACAAGUUAAACAGUUUGGUUAUGAGCUUGAAAAGAAGGUAGAUGAGACAAAUAGUGACAAUUCUGGUGAGAUAGGAACCAGGGACAGUGGUCAGGGAGGUAGUGAUGUCGAUAUCAAUAGUCUUACAGAGUUACCUGUCCUUGAUAUCGCAGGGAGUUCCACAGACAGUUAUCUGCCUCCAAAAUACACAGAUCUUCAUAGCAACUACACGGAUGGAAGUGUUUCUAAAAAUAACAUUUACAAUGACCAGUUACCUCCUUUCUCACAUCAGACCUAUUUUGAUAAUUUCAAUAGUAGCAGUAAUAAUUCAGAUAGUUCAUUUUUGCCACAAACUACUGCAAGUUUUAGCAGUAACCCUACAAAAACUGCAGAGAGGAGAGAAAUCUCAAAGUUACGAAAGAGUCAAAAGCGAGUCAUGUUUAGUGACGACCUUGAGAACUCCCAUUCUAGUGAAAGGUCAAGUACUUUAUCCAAUCAGUCAGCAUCUGAUAUUAGUCAUAUUAGUGAUUCAAGACUAAAACCACGUAAAUUUCAUCGAAUGUUAAGUGAAGAUAUCACAAGUUCGCCAAGUCAACUUAAUCGAGCAAAUGACUGGUUGCGACGUUCUGCAGAUAGUUUUUCGAGACGACCAAACAAUGACAAAAUAUACAAUCAGUUGCCUAGCAACCAGAUUAAGUUCGGAUCGGGAAGGGACUUCAGAAACAGACCAAUGGGGAGCAAUUUCAAAACAUAUCUCGACAAAGUGAUGGAAAAAUCAAAAUCAAGUAGUUCAAGUGAUGGUUACCUUUCAAAAUCCUCAGAAAGUGACAAUGUAUUUUCUGUUGAUACUUUAGCGUCUGAGUCAACUUACAGAGAUAGUGACAGUAUAACGACUUCAGGGACAUAUGAUUUGAUAAAUGAAGAAAAUACUUUAAGUCUUGCCAGUCCUUCAUACUCAAAUAACACCUAUGCAAGGGACAUUGAAAUAUAAAUAGAGUGAUCUGAAAUGAUAGUCACUGGUUAUAUCUAGGUCAGGGUGAAAGUCAGGGAAUUUUUUAUUGAUACUUUGAAUAUACUUUGAAUAUUCAAGUUUGUUUUACUUCGAUGGUUAUAUUAUGGUAUACAUUUUGAGGACGAUGACGCAGCAAGUAUAUAGUUUAAGGUCAUGGACCCGUAAUGACAAUCGGCAAAUAACGUAUUCUCCGUACGCAAUUUCGGCAUUCUUCAUUUCAUUACGGAAUGCCAUAUUUGCGUUCAGCUACAUUUACAAUGAUGGUACGUAAUCAUAUGGAAAUUGCCGAGUGAAAUUAUGGGUCAGCUGCCUAAAUUUUCAGGUCAACAAUGUCUAACUGACCUCUAUAUGGGUGUUUUCAUUUGUGACAACAACAACUCACUUGGUAUAAUUGUCAUGACUGACUUACCCAAUUAUAGAUUUGGUCCAGUAUUUCACCUCGAUUGUUUAAAAAGAUAGAAUAUAUACAUGAUAGUGCGUCUAGUUUGUAAAAUUAGUGUGAAAAAUACUCCAAAAUAAUAAAGUGCAUGUAAAAUUUUAUUCUAAGCUCUGAUUUUUUAAAUAAAAAAAACAAUUUACAACUGCUCUUCAUUCUGUGAAGGUAAUAAAGUAUCUAUCUGAUAUACCUUUUUAUACUUUUAUGAUUUUUGUCAAGUUACAAAGCAAAAACUUGCAUAAUAACACUUUCUUGAAUGGUGACAUUGUACAUAAAUCAAUUUCAGCUAAAUGUUUAAUUUUUUUUUGUGGUGAAUAAAACCAUUUCAUUCAAUUUAAUAAAAAAAACAUGGGAUCAUUCUGAUACGAGUGCUCCCAUUUUGGAAAUGAUAUACUUUGUACUAAAUGCCAUUGAAAUUUUAAGUUUUUGCGUAAUGCUGCCAACAUUUUGUAUCUGAUUUUAUACACAAAUUACCUAGUAUUCACAUAAUUAUAAAAAUCCUACAGGUAUUUAAAAAGAAUAAUCAUUUGUGUUUCAUUAUUGAUUAAUUGCAUUAAAGGAAUAUGAUUGUUAAACAAUAUGGAACUAUUUUUCUGUAAUUCUUAUCAUGUCUAACUCUCCAUAUAACAGCCAAGUUACAUAUUUUUAAGCCUUAACCUGCUAAUUUCUAAAACAGACUGGUCCAUCAUUCAAUUUGGGCAGACCAUUUAUUAUUUGAAGGGGUGUUCACUGAAAAUUUACCGACUGAAUAGGGAACAGUGCAGACCAUGAUCUUGGUCUGCACUGGUCACAAAGGCAGAAUCACCCGCUCCCAGCAGGCUAAAGGUUAAAGGUUUGAGUAUAUUUAGGGAAAUUGUUCCUGCUGAAGACUAAGAAAUGUGGUUAAUUUGACACAAAACAAUACUUCUGUUUAUCAUUUAAUCUAUAUUGAUCAUUUCCAUUGGUCUAAACACAGUCAAAAAUUUAUAUUGACUGAAGGAUGGAGCUAAAAACACAUUUAUUUCCAUCAGUGAUGUCAUAAUGUUGUGACAUCAUAAAAAGUUUAAUUUUAUACAAAUUAUAAUCAUAAAACUAGAAAAAACAAACAAUUACUGCAAAAUUUUGCAACUCUUUCCAUGAUUGGGUGUAUUCGUCAGCCUGAUAAUAUUAAUUAUAAGUUUUUUUUAGUUUCAAUAUCUAGAUGAAAUUUAUGAUUAAGCUGCACAGAAGUUACAAAAAUUGUAACUUUAUCCAAGUUGUAGAUAUGUUAAGAUCUCUCACUGUUGGUAUAAUUGUUAGAUAUUGUAAAUAUUCCACAUAUUUAUUCUGGAAAGGGUUUAGAUCUCUUUUUUUCUGGAAAGAAAUUGAUUUUAUAGAAUAUACAUACACAUUUAUAUAAAUGCACAUCUAUAUGAAGAUAUGAGUGGAAUUUAUAAUACAUGUACAUUUUGUUUUAUUUCAUUUAUAUGUCUUAUGUAGUGAUCAAAUAUUUGUGCUCAAUAUCUUGUCAAAGAGUUAUGUUUUUAUAAAAUCAUUUUAGAUUCUCAGAACAAGAAUUUAAUGCUCAUAUUUUUAAUAAAUCCAUUUUAUGCCAA